AUGUUCGUGCAUGGCAUUUGCGAAUUCCCCAUGCACUGCUACUUUGGCGACUGCGUCCACGAAGCCCUGGAGGGAUCGUGGCGCUGCCACUUCCACCGGCACCGGCUCAAGUGCAACAUCGCCGAGUGCCGCAACCAAGUGUAUGCACGCGGCCUCUGCGUCCGGCAUGGCGGCAAAUCGCGCUGCCAAGUCGACGCGUGCGACACCAACGUGCGCGACGGCAGCUUCUGCGCCAAGCACGGGGGCGGGAAGCGGCGAGGCAAUUGCAUCGAAGCCGGAUGUGUCAACCGGGCACAGGCGCGCCAGCGUUGCAUUCGCCAUGGCGGCGGGAACCACUGCCGCGCCGACAACUGCCUCAAGUACGCACGCACGAACGGGCUUUGCACCCGCCACAGUCGUGCUCUCAUGACGCUGCCAUGGCUUGCCAAGCCGGUGCCGGUGGAGCCGACUCCAGCCGUAUCGAUGGCGGAGUCGGACGACUGGAUAGACUGUGCGAUCCUUGCCGACCUCU
Saprolegnia diclina VS20 is the source of this 511-nucleotide messenger RNA. RefSeq lists its product as hypothetical. NCBI's taxonomy places the organism in Eukaryota, Oomycota, Saprolegniomycetes, Saprolegniales, Saprolegniaceae. The transcript has a single exon. The annotation marks the transcript as partial. The record is from RefSeq and is a predicted model, not a curated record.